Molecule: messenger RNA, 2807 nt
Organism: Diospyros lotus (date-plum)
Lineage: Eukaryota; Viridiplantae; Streptophyta; Magnoliopsida; Ericales; Ebenaceae
Product: pentatricopeptide repeat-containing protein At2g22070
Exons: 1
Coding region: 254-2611 (785 amino acids)
Biological process (GO): RNA modification
Molecular function (GO): RNA binding; zinc ion binding; protein binding
Source: RefSeq, a predicted model, not a curated record
GAGGGAAAAACUUGUUAUUCUUGUUCCAAACAUCGUACAAUCUAGCAUUCUGGUUAUCUUCCAAUUUCCAAAUCGCUAGCACCAUCUCUACCGUUUUCUUCAUUCACUGGCAAUCAGCCGUGGAAGCUCCUCUGAUUUCAUCUGCUAUUUUCCCACGACACUAUCUGAGCAGGUUUGGGCUCUUAAAUGGAAUAAAGGGCACCGUAUAGUAAAUGGAAUAAAGGGCUUCUCUUGUUGUGCAGCAGUAGCUUCAAUGCCGUCUUCUGCUGCACCUUCAACUGCGCCUCUCUUGGAUGUUUAUGCAUCGAUCCUCCAAACAAGCCUCAAGACCAGAAACCUGUUUGCGGGAAGGUCAAUCCACGGCCAGAUUAUUAAAUCCGGGCUUCACAUCAGUGUGUUCUUGAUGAAUAAUCUCAUGAAUUUGUAUGCCAAAAGUGGGUAUCUUUUCGAGGCCCGCCAAAUAUUCGAUGAAAUGCCUGAAAAGAACAUAUCUUCUUGGAAUACGCUAUUAUCAGCUUAUGCAAAACAGGGCUGGAUUGAUGCGGCACUUCAUAUUUUUGGGCAAAUGCCUGACCCUGAUUCUGUUUCGUGGACUGCAAUGAUUGUGGGUUAUAAUCAAAUGCGAAGGGUUGCAAGCGCAGUUAAAAUGUUCCUAGAUAUGGUUUCACAUGGAGUUUCUCCUACCCAGUUCACAAUGACCAGUGUUCUUGCCUCCUGUGCUGCUGUAGAAGCUUUGGAUUUGGGAAGGAAGGUUCAUUCCUUUGUUGUUAAACUUGGGCUCAGUAGCUAUGUCAGCGUUGCGAAUUCUCUCCUCAACAUGUAUGCAAAGACAGGUGACCCAGUGACAGCAAAGAUUGUUUUUGAUAGGAUGAAGUUGAAGAGCAUAUCGAGCUGGAAUGCGAUGAUUUCGCUGCAUAUGUAUUCUGGAAGACCCGAUCUUGCCCUCGCGCAGUUUGAGCGGAUGAGUGAACGCGAUUUAGUAUCUUGGAAUUCGAUGAUCACGGGUUACAAUCAGCAUGGAUAUGAUCUUGAGGCACUGGACAUGUUUACCACAAUGUUGAGAGAAACAACUUUGAAGCCAGAUAAUUUCACCUUGGCAAGUGUUCUGUCAGCUUGCGCCAAUCUUGAGGAGUUGAAUCUUGGGAAGCAAAUCCAUGGCCACAUUAUCAGAACUGGGUUUGAUGUUUCUGGGGCAGUUGGAAAUGCUUUGGUUUCCAUGUACUCGAAAUCUGGAGGAGUUGGAAUUGCCAAAAAGGUUUUACAGCAAAAUGAGGCUUCCAAUCUCAACGUAAUAGCAUUUACAGCCAUUCUGGAUGGAUACAUCAAGGUUGGAGAUCUAAACCCAGCCAGACAGAUAUUCGACUCUUUGAGAGAUCACGAUGUAGUUGCUUGGACAGCAAUGAUAGUUGGGUACAUGCAGAAUGGCUUCAACGACGAUGCAAUAAAGCUUUUCAGAUCAAUGGUUAGAGACGGCCCCAGGCCUAACAGCUACACCCUAGCAGCAAUGUUGAGUGUCUGUUCUAGCUUAGCUUCUUUGGAUCAUGGCAAACAAAUCCAUGCCAGAGCCAUAAGGUCAAGGGAAGCAGUGACUGUUUCUGUUGGCAAUGCUUUGAUUACCAUGUAUGCCAAAUCUGGAAGCAUCGAUGGUGCAAGGCGUGUGUUCGGCCUCAUAAAUGGAAACAGAGAUACUGUUUCUUGGACCUCCAUGAUCAUAGCAUUGGCUCAACACGGGCUUGGAGAGGAAGCCAUAGAGCUGUUUGAGAAGAUGGUGGGGUUUGGUAUCAAGCCUGACCAUAUCACAUAUGUUGGUGUGCUCUCUGCCUGUACACACGUGGGACUGGUUGAACAAGGCCAAAGCUAUUACAAGCUUAUGAAAGAUAAGCAUGGUAUCGAACCAACCCUAAGCCAUUAUGCUUGUAUGAUCGACCUAUUUGGUCGUGCUGGAUUGCUGCAGGAAGCGCACGAUUUUGUAGUAAGCAUGCCAAUCGAACCAGAUGUCAUAGCUUGGGGUUCACUCCUAGCUUCGUGUAGAGUUCACAAAAAUGUGGAGCUGGCCAAAGUUGCCGCAGACAGAUUGCUUCUUAUUGAUCCCGAAAAUAGCGGGGCGUACUCAGCCCUUGCUAAUGCCUACUCCGCCUGUGGAAAAUGGGAAGAGGCUGCUAAAAUCAGGAAGUCAAUGAAGGAUAAGCAAGUCAAGAAAGAACAGGGGUUUAGUUGGGUUCAAAUCAGAGAUGACGUCCAUGUCUUCGGGGUUGAAGAUGCACUGCACCCGCAGAGAGAUGCAAUCUAUCAGAUGAUUGGAAAAAUAUGGAAGGAAAUAAAGAAAAUGGGCUUCAUCCCCAACACUGAAGCUGUGUUGCACGACCUUGAUGGAGAGGUAAAAGAGCAGAUUCUUAGGCAUCACAGUGAAAAGCUUGCCAUUGCAUUUGGGCUGCUGAAUACUGCGGAGCACACCACUCUGAGGAUCAUGAAAAAUCUGAGAGUUUGUGAUGAUUGUCACUCUGCCAUCAAAUUUAUCUCCAAACUUGUGGGAAGAGAAAUUAUAGUGAGAGAUGCUACUCGGUUUCACCAUUUCAGGGAUGGCUUGUGUUCUUGCCGCGAUUAUUGGUAGGAUAGCAAACAAAAUUAGAUUCACACAUUACUGGGCAAAAUCUAAUGAACCUCAGAUUUAAAUUCUUAACGAUAACUAUGUUUGGUUUUAUGUUUAAAUUCCUUGGUGAAGGCCUCUUUUUGAGGACAUCGGAUGUAAGUUUCUUUCUCCACAAAGACUGACUCCUUUUAAGACAAAACUAUCCAACCGGGAGGAC